CCCGCAGUUCGUGGGUUUAGGACGUGUUUAAACCCGCAGUUCGUGGGUUUAGGACGUGUUUAAACCCGCAGUUCGUGGGUUUAGGACGUGUUUAAACCCGCAGUUCGUGGGUUUAGGACGUGUUUUCUCGCGGCUGACGGGACCGUUGACGCGGCAUGGACGACAGCAAGAUGCCGGAGGGGAAGGUGAAGAAUCCCGGGAAACGCAGCAGGAAACCGGCCAAGAUGGACCUGCGGGAGGAGCUGGACAUGAAUCAUAAAGGAAGACCCAAAAGACACUGGUGUGAUGAUUGCAAGCAAGUGUUCACCACUUCAUCAAACCUGAAGAAGCAUAAGAAAACUCACACUGGUGAUAAACCGUACAGCUGUGAUCAGUGUGGAGCGGUUUUUGCCCAAAAAGGUAACUUAAAGCAACACCAACGUAUUCACACUGGAGACAAGCCUUACAGAUGUGAUCAGUGUGGAGCGGCUUUUGCCGAGCAAGGUGCUUUAAGGAGACACCAACGUAUUCACACUGGAGACAAGCCUUGCAGAUGUGAUCAGUGUGGAGUGGCUUUUGUCCGACAAGAUCAGCUAAAGCAACACCAACGUAUUCACACUGGAGACGAGCCUUACAGAUGUGAUCAGUGUGGAGCGGCUUUUGCCCAAAAAGGUGCUUUAAGGAGUCACCAACGUAUUCACACUGGAGAAAAGUCUUACAGAUGUGAUCAGUGUGGAGCGACUUUUGCCCAGCAAGGUGAUUUAAGGACUCACCAACGUAUUCACACUGGAGAAAAGCCUUACAGAUGUGAUCAGUGUGGAGCGACUUUUGCCCAUCAAGGUACUUUAACGAGUCACCAACGUAUUCACACUGGAGAAAAGCCUUACAGAUGUGAUCAGUGUGGAGCGACUUUUACCACAUCAAGUAAUCUAAGAGUCCACCAACGUAUUCACACUGGAGACAAGCCUUACAGAUGUGAUCAGUGUGGAGCAGCUUUUGCCCAGCAAGGUGCUUUAACGAGUCACCAACGUAUUCACACUGUAGACAAGCCUUACAGAUGUGAUCAGUGUGGAGUGAUUUUUGCCCGACAAGAUAGCCUAAAGCGACACCAACGUAUUCACACUGGAGAAAAGCCUUACAGAUGUGAUCAGUGUGGAGCGACUUUUACCACAUCAAGUAAUCUAAGGAGUCACCAACGUAUUCACACUGGAGAAAAGCCUUACAGAUGUUAUCAAUGUGGAGCAGCUUUUGCCCAGCAAGGUGCUUUAAGGAGUCACCAACGUAUUCACACUGGAUAAAAGGUGUACAUUUGUGAUCAUUGUGAUCUCAUUUAUUUUGAGAGUUCAGUUAAAAUGCACCAAUUUAGUUUACUUAAUUUAGUUUGAAAGAAAUAAUUCACACAUACGCACUGACACACACACCAACACAUAGAUGAUCUGAAGUUUGUGUUUAAUGUCUAGUUAAUUGUUGUUUAUGUGUAGUUUAGGCAUUGGAAUUCAUCCCAGGUUUUGUUUCACUUUCUUUUAAGACUUUUGCAAAUAAAUUCAGAUUAAUUUGAAUGAGAGAAGUUGUUUGUGUUUAUUUUAUAGAUAUUUUUGUCACAGCUGCUGGUUUCAAA
Messenger RNA from Cololabis saira (Pacific saury), 1597 nucleotides. Its product is annotated as zinc finger protein 239-like. Gene Ontology annotation, molecular function: DNA-binding transcription factor activity; RNA polymerase II cis-regulatory region sequence-specific DNA binding. The coding region runs from base 156 to 1277 and encodes 373 amino acids. Gene Ontology annotation, biological process: regulation of transcription by RNA polymerase II. The record is from RefSeq and is a predicted model, not a curated record. NCBI's taxonomy places the organism in Eukaryota, Metazoa, Chordata, Actinopteri, Beloniformes, Belonidae. The transcript has 3 exons.